AUGGGUUAUAAUGUGAAGCGCGUUCUGGUUGACCAGGGAAGUUCAACCGAUAUCCUCUUUUGGGAAGCUUUCGUGGGAAUGAAGAUCCCCAACGACCGACAGGUGCCUUACGCGGGAACUCUGGUAGGAUUUGCAGGAGAUCAGGUUAUGGCUAGGGGAUACACCGAUCUAGAAACGACCUUCGGUCAGGGCUCGCAGAUGAAGACGGUGACCAUUCGAUACUUAGUGGUGGAUGCCCAGUCGUCGUACAAUAUACUCAUCGGCAGGCCUACGUUGAACAAACUGGAGGCCGUUGUAUCAACCGCGCACCUAAAAGUGAAGUAUCUGUUGCCUAAUGGAGUGGUCGGAGUCCUCAAGGUGGACCAGGAGGUUGCUCGGAAGUGUUAUGCGGAUAGUUUGAAGGCGAGAAGAUGCUUAUACACCACACCUGUUGAAAGACACAUUCAUUCCAUCGAGCUGGACCCUAGAAUGGGUCAGUUUGAUCAUCGACCUGCCCCUGCGGAAGACGUCAAGGAAGUGAAGAUAAUGGAAGGGAGAAAUGUAAAGAUAGGGACCUCUUUAACUCCUGAGGACGAAGAGAAAUUGGUGAGGGUUCUAAAAGACAAUGUGUCGGCAUUUGCGUGGAAUUCUAGCGACAUGCCUGGAAUUGUUCCAAAUUUCUUGUGCCACAAGUUGGCUAUAGACCCUAGCGCGAAGGCAGUAAUCCAGAAGAGGAGGAAGUUUGGAGAGGAGAAACGAAGGGCCAUUGCGGAAGAAACAAAGAAAUUGGUACUGGCGGGACAUGUCCGAGAAAUUCAGUAUCCGACAUGGUUGGCGAAUGUGGUGAUGGUUCGCAAGAGUAAUGGGAAGUGGAGGAUGUGCACGGAUUUCACCGAUCUUAAUAAGGCUUGCCCGAAGGAUUCGUAUCCGCUGCCUAACAUAGACUAUUUGGUCGAUGGAGCGUCAGGAUACGAGUUGUUGAGUUUCAUGGAUGCCUACUCGGGCUACAACCAGAUACGUAUGCAUCCGACAGACGAAGAUAAGACGGCCUUCAUAGCAGAUCAGGCUAAUUUUUGUUACAGGGUUAUGCCGUUUGGCUCAAAGAACGCGGGGGCAACCUAUCAACGAUUAAUGGACAAGGUAUUAGUAAAUCAACUGGGUCGGAAUGUGGAAGCUUACGUAGACGACAUGGUGGUGAAGUCGGUGAGCACUGGUCGGCAUUUUGACGGUUUGCAGGAUCUAUUUGACACUAUCAGUGUGUACCAACUCAAGUUGAAUCCAAAAAAGUGCUCAUUUGGGGUCCAAGCAGGAAAAUUCCUUGGUUUCCUGUUAACUCAUUGCGGCAUCGAAGCAAACCCUGACAAGUGCUCGGCCAUCAUCAACAUGAGGAGCCCAUCUAUGGUGAAACAGAAACCCGACCUGGCAGGCCGAAUGAUGAAGUGGUCAGUUGAGUUAUCUAAAUUCUCAAUAAAGUAUGAACCAAGGGGAGCAAUCAAGGCCCAAGCAUUAGCUGACUUCCAGAUGGAACUGACCCCUCUUGUUGAGGAGGGGGGAGUCGGAGAAACACAAUGGAUUCUAUCGGUGGAUGGCGCUUCGAACCUAGGAGGAAGUGGAGUUGGAAUUGUCUUGGAAGGUCCGGGUGGCAUACUGUUGGAACAGUCACAACGCUUCGAGUUCCGGGCGAGCAACAAUUAA
Molecule: messenger RNA, 1674 nt
Organism: Cajanus cajan (pigeon pea)
Lineage: Eukaryota; Viridiplantae; Streptophyta; Magnoliopsida; Fabales; Fabaceae
Source: RefSeq, a predicted model, not a curated record